This is a messenger RNA of Bathycoccus prasinos, 5835 nucleotides long. RefSeq lists its product with no specific name. The transcript has a single exon. The record is from RefSeq and is a predicted model, not a curated record. Lineage: Eukaryota; Viridiplantae; Chlorophyta; Mamiellophyceae; Mamiellales; Bathycoccaceae. The coding region runs from base 1 to 5835 and encodes 1944 amino acids. Gene Ontology annotation, molecular function: protein binding.
AUGUCGCCUCCUUUUUUAACCGCCGAAAAGAACGUCCGAGAGAAACUGAAAAAGAUUAACCAAGUCAUCGACCGCGCUGAUGGAUUGUAUCACCAGAAAGCGGCGAGCGGGCGGGAUGUUAGCAUCCACGACGACGAGGAUAACAACAACAACUUCAACAAUCGUGGUACUGUUGGCAAUGGUGCCGAUUCGAGUAACGCGAGUCUCACCAAACUCCUUUCGCAGCCGAUGAAAAUGAAAGACGGGACGAUAGGCGCGCCAAUUUUCGUUUUAGCCACGUGUGCUGCGGAGGGAUUGGACAGUCAUACCGUGAGAGAUGUGUUUGAACGAUUGAUACGGUACGGCGCGUGGCGCGUCGCGUUGGACGAACACGGGACGUACCCGAGAGUGGCGAAAACGAUAUCGCCCGUCGCACUUCUGUGCUCGGUGUACGCGCCGCACGUUUUAAAGCAAGCGGUCGUUGAUAACGUCGAUCACGAUAAGAAAUACGACAGUUUGGACGGGAAAACCGUCGUCGCUGUGAGCACGGUAAAGGAGGAGAACCACGAGGAAGCUAAAGUGCACAAACAUACUCUCCAAAAUCUAAAUAAAGUGUUGGAGAUGUUUGUCGACGCGGGCGCAAAUGUGGACGAAACGUAUCAAAUUGAUCCGAGCGUAAGUAGUAUAUACACGCCUUCGCUUUCAUCCAGAGAUGGCGGAUCGCCAACGUCUUCGGCGUCGGCAUCUCCAAAGAAAGAUACGGAAGACUCGACGGAAUCGUUGUCGUCAUCCAACCAUCAAUACCAGCAGUACGCGUCGUACAAGUUUCCGUCAUGCGCGAUGCACUCAGGAACUAUUGGAAACUGUCUCUUCUUUCUAUCGAUAGCUAUUUCUUUCGGUUCUGAUAUUCAAGAAACGAUAGAAGCUUUACACAUCAUCACUCAACGAGGCUCGAAUAAGCAGUGCGAUCUCAACGUAAAGUGCUAUGUGCCAGAUCGGCCGUUUGAUUUUGAAUACGACGAAACGAAAUCGUUCCUAGACCUCGAACGCAGAGUUUGCCCUCGGACUCCUGCUGGAGAUUACAUUUCCAGUUUACAGUUCCUCGUCAUGUCCCUGGUUGAAAACGCUGCAUUUUCCGUGGAAAUUCGCGAUGGAAUUGCGUUGUUUUGCGUGCGUCUGAUUGACCUCGGUAGCGUGCUUGGUAUAGACGUCAACAACGAGUGCUCCUUUUACGCACAAAAUGAUUUGAGCAGAUUCGAGAUUAACAAUAAGCGUUUGGCGUUUGAUUUCAUCGAGUCUAAAGAAGAACUUGCGAGAGGUUCGGCAGGAAACGCGUGCAAUGCGUUGCAGCCGAAAGGCUCGCCUCUGUUUUUCACUGGAAUUGCACUUUUAGAAGGCUGCGGUACCCCGGCUUUGCGACUAGCAAAAAAACUUUUAGAGAAAGGAGCGAACCCGAAUUGUUUCGGUGAUUAUCCCAUGAUUGGUUCAAACACGCCUCUCGUCGCGUUGGCGCUGUAUUGUUCGUUAAAUCCAAGUGGUUGGGACGAACAGCACUGCAUACACUACGUAGAGAAACCAUGGUGGACUCUCUAUUACGAGGCGCCAAAGCCGACGCAUCAUGAAUCGAGAAGAUCCUCGGCUAUUCCGAACAAUAGCUACAAUGCAAACAACUCGGCGGAUGAUACGAGAGGACAUAUUCGUAAAAAUGACUCACAAGACUAUGAUGGCGAUGCGCAAGUGAUGAUCUCGGACCUUCGUGAUCAGCGUACCUCAUACAAGGAUACCAGGCAAAGAGAGCGCAACGACCAAGAAGAAGGAAACGUAAUGCACCAUCAACAACAAAAUUCUUCCCCGACGUCCUCACUCAACGGUACAAACGAUAGAUACGGGAUCGACGCGAUAAGCACGUUUGAUUACGCGGCGAGCGCAUUCGUUGAUCGAAUGCACGACUUUUUUAGAGAACCAAAGCGCGGUGAGCGCGCAUUGAAACACUCCAGUGAACUUUUCAAACUUUUGCUUGAUUACGGCGCGAGUCCAUCGACGGAGUGGCAGCGAGUGCCGCGUUUACAUAUCGACGAUAUCGAGAAACGCGAACACCGGGUGUCUACUCUUCUCUCAAUUGCUAUCGAAGAUAUGUUAAACUUUGUCGAGCACGGCAAGGGUACCGUAGAGUUGCUCAUAAAGAAGGGCGCGGAUAUAAAUAAGUGUGGUCUCGGUCCCUUUCCUGUUUUUUGCUCACCGUUUUUUGCUGCAUCAGCGGCAUUACGAUAUGGCCACCCCGAUGCGGAUUGGUUGUUUGAAACUAUCAUAAAAAGCAGUGCAAGCGCGAACGCCCUGGGCUAUUUUCCCGGUGGAUCACAAUCAACUGCAAUGAUAGAAUUAAUUCGCUGCGUUGGCGAGUCAAAAUCUAAAGUGCGCAGAGAAAACGUUUUUUCAAAGAUUGAAAGUCUCCUGAAAAUGGGUGCUGACGCGAAUCAGUCAUGUUUAGAUUGUUUUCUGAACACGACACCAACAGCAUACACCGAUAUCAUACAGUAUCGAGCUGGGUUGACUCCGGACGUCACUCCUCUUGACACUCCUCUUGAUACUCCCAAUUCCAUUAAUAUAAUAGAUAAUAGCGCGGUUAGCAAAACUUGUGUCGAAGAUGACGACGACGGUGACGACGACGACGACGACGAAGGAUACAGUUCAAAUGGUUACACUCGAUUUUACGAUCCUUACCAUGAAAUGUACUAUUACGUGGAUGAAGCGACAGGCGCGUCUGAUUGGAUGAAGCCGGAUGUUUUCGUCGAUCCGAAAGAACGAAAAAUCCGUCCCCCUCUGCAACCUCCACACGAUUCUGAUGAUAACGAUCCCGAACGGCACGGGGUGCCGUAUAUGGAUGAAUUGUCCGAAGAUUACGAUGAAGAUUCGUACGAUCAAGGCUAUAAAUCGAACGAUUGGGUCCGCUGGUACGAUGCUACAUAUGCAAGGUACUACUACUUCAACGAAAAGACAUACGAAGUUCAAUGGGCAAAACCUGAGGAUUUUAAUGAGUUGGAUGUAGCCAAAGUAACGAAGUCUCCGCUCGCAGCACGUGCUGUAUCCGAUGCGGACGUCGCCAGAAGUUUACGGGAAAAGAUGGAUCUGGAAGUAAAAGGGAAGGAAAACGCGACAAAAAUAGAUCACAAAGCGGCCGAGGCAAAGGAAAAGAAAAAGUCCGCUGACUCUGACGCAUCGAUGGAAACGAAGCGAGUUUCAUUGCAUUCGUUGCGAGUUGAUGCGGGUAAAUUAGCGGACACGAGAAACAGUGAAAACGUCUCAACAGAGGAAAGUGACGGCAAGAAAGGGGCUGUGCGAACAUCCGUCUCCUCGAACAAGUUCAAAUCGGCAUUUAAUAAGCAACAAAGGGAUGAAAUUUCGUUUGAUACGAAAGCUUCAGAGCCUUUAGUGAGCGAUACUGCAGAUGUUCUUCCGAAAACGAUCGAUCGGACAGGCGAGUGCACGUUUUCUCCGUUAUUCGUUGCAAUGGACUGUUUAGAAGGUGACGGUCAUCAAGUUGCGGCAAGAAUCAUACUUCUCCUCCUCGAUUUUGGCGCCGAUAUCGAAUACGAACAGGAGAGAAACUUAAGAAGCUGGUACGAGGGGUCGAUAAUCGCCAUCGCGAUUCAGAUCGCUAUUUCAUGCGGCAGUCCAAUCGAAUUGACGCAUCCGUCUGUUGGUGACGGUGACGGUGACGGUGACGGUGACGGUAAAAACGAUGGAAACAGUAAUAAGGAGAAUUUCCGCGGACAUCGCGUCAAAGAAAGACAACAAGAACCCGACAAUGACUCUUUCGAUGGUAACAAAGAAUUCACGCGCGGUAUCAUUCAACUCGAACAACAUAUUCCUACUUUGGAAACGAUAUCUGCUACUGAAGCCUCGGCCCAGGGUCACGGUGGUGUAAGUGACGGGUAUGGUAAUAAUAAUGAUUCCGAUUUCGAUAGUCGAGAGAUAACGUCUGAUUCCGUGCAACAGAACGAUGGUGUUAAAGUCGCUAUGGAUAUCGCCAGAGUGGGUAAGCUGAGGCGCAAGCAACUGGGGAUGACGGAAGAUACGCCCAGACACGACUCGUACGACAGAUUGAAGUCCCUCAGAGGUGACGCUGAAACUAUACCUGACACAAAAGAGGCAAGAACGACGGUAGUAGCUCAAACAGUAUACGAAUCUUCGAAGUUUCGUUAUGAUGCGGCAGAUCUGCACUUGGUGCAAGCCGAAAUCGCACGUGAACGCCUGCGUUUGAGAUACCCUCAGGAUGAAGAAAACCAAGUGCCGGAGGAAAAAAAGUCGUUUUGGAAAACAGUAGCCAAGGCGAUAGGUUUCGAAGAUUCGGAUGAUGAAGGUGAUGACGGUGAAGAUACGCUUAUGGUUGGCAUGUUCUUCGAUACCGUCUUCGGAUUCGACGAUGGUUUCGAAAAACAAUACAAAUUGAACACAUUUGAAGAGGAUCACGCGCGAGCGUCACUCGCGAGAAUACACUAUGGAAUUGACGAUCGCGGUUCAUUAAAAUCUUCCAGAAUAAAGAUGGAACAGUUUCGAAAAGCUCGGUUCGAAUCGGCAACAAAGGUUGCGAAGGCUCUCAUCGCGCGUUCAUCUGCGAGAGUUUUGAAUAGGCUCUGUCGCAAUCCACUUCUAGAGGAAUACGGUACUGAUUUGGUCCCGUUCGAGUUUACGCCUUUUUUCGCAGCCUGUUUUGGCGCGGCUACCGCAGAGAGCGACGAACAAGUUAAGUUAGGCAUAGAACUUGCUCGGGAUAUUCUCGCGAAAGGUGCAGACUGUACUGUUGUAGGUAGGCACGCGAAAGAUAAACCAUCCGAAGCAAAAGUGGCAGAUUACGCCAAGUCUAUCGAAGCUCGGACUGCCCCCUUUGUAUGGGCGGUGACGGCCUCUGCGAGAUGCCCCAAACCAGAAUUUGGAGGCUUAAAGCUCGUCAAGGACUGCUUAGCGAAAGGUGCCAAUCCCUUACUGUGCGAAUUGGAAACGACGCGAUAUCCAGAAGGUCGAGGAAUGACUAUUUCAAAUAAUCCAUCGAAAUUGCUCAAUUUAUGGGAUGAUAAGAAAUUCUUAGAAAACAUGCCGCCGAAACAACGCCGUGAAGCGGAGGCUUCGCGCAUUGAACUCGGACGUUUGUUAGGCGAGGCAUCAACGGUGAGAAGUGUUUUCACUAAAUCAAACGCACUUGCCAAAAAGAGCAUGGACGCAAUCAUUGCAGACGCCAAGAAAGAGUGCUUCCUCAACGGGAGAUGGGGCAUGAAAGGCGAGAAGAAUCACGGCGUAACGAGAAGGAACGACAACGACGAGAUUGAAGACAUUGCUACUAUUGAACAGUCUGCUCGCAAAACCACGCAAGCGCUCAUGCAAGCGCUCUCUCGAGACGAUUUGACGAGCGAAGAAGUAGCCGUCGCGAGUGACGAAGAAAAUAUUAUGAAAUUGAGCGAAGACUUAUCAAAACUCAACGCGUCUCUCAACAUCACGGCGAAUCAGACCAGAUCGUCGACAAUGCCGGUUCCUGGCAUGUCUCGAGCGGUCGAGGACGCGAAGUUUGAAAGCGGACAAAAAGAUAAGUUUGUGAUGGGUGAUAUUAUGAAACCUGUCUUGGGAGCACCGAAACGUUUCGCGCAAGUAGCCGUACUUGCUCGUGAGUCUUCUCUUCGUAAUAGAACUGGACGAAAGAAUAACUCUAAAACCACGCUGAAAGCACCGAUGUUUUCUGCCAUGUCGUCGUCUUUUGUAAAGAAAGAUGGUCUGCGUUACUCUUCAUCACCAUCAUUCCUCGGGAGUUUUCGACGCAAGAAAGAGUCUUCUGCAAAGAACGAGAAGACGGUAUCGUUUAAGUAA